UAACUUAAUUCAAUCUUUUAUUAUUUGUGAAUGGGUUGAGAAAAAAGAACCAGAGUUUGAGGGGCAAGGGGCGGAUUUGGCAUUUCAAAAAACCUAAUGGACUUUUGUGCAGUAACCCGGACACACCCGAAUGACACAUAAACACGUAAAGUCUAGCGAUCGAGCUUUGAGAAUCCCCUCCUCCCUGUUCAGACCUCAGAUCCAGAAAGAAAAGAGGUAGAAAAAGAAACGGAGAAGAAGAGGCUUCCGCCUCCCUUCAACACUUGCAAUUGCUCCUUCCAAGCACGCCACCAUGCUUGCUUCCUCCCGAUCGCUCUCCGUUUUCCUCAUCUCCGCCGUCCUCCUUCUCGUCCCGAUCCUCGCCAAGUACCAAAAUGAUGAUCCUGUUACUUUAUGGGUGAACAAGGUUGGGCCAUAUAAUAAUCCACAAGAGACCUACAAUUAUUAUACCCUUCCAUUUUGCCGCCCACCUGGAACUGCAGCACACAAGUGGGGUGGACUAGGAGAGGUCCUCGGCGGGAAUGAGCUUAUUGAUAGUCAAAUUGACAUUAAAUAUAAGAAAAAUGUAGAUAAAAGUUCUAUAUGUGAACUUGAAUUGGACUCAGCUAAGGUUAAACAAUUUAAGGAUGCAAUUGACAAUUCGUAUUGGUUUGAGUUUUUCAUGGAUGAUUUACCACUUUGGGGUUUUGUUGGAGAAGUGCUCCCUGAUAGAAAUCGUGAUACUAAACAUGUUCUGUAUACUCACAAGAAUGUUCUGAUACAGUACAAUGGGAACCAGAUCAUUCAUGUGAACCUUACUCAAGAGGGCCCAAAACCACUUGACGAAGGUAAAACAUUAGACAUGACAUACUCAGUGAAGUGGGUUCCGACUAACAUUAGUUAUGCACAUCGCUUUGAUGUUUACUUGGACUAUCCCUUCUUUGAGCACCAGAUCCACUGGUUCUCUGUAUUCAAUUCGUUCAUGAUGGUUAUCUUUCUCACUGGCUUGGUGUCUAUGAUUUUAAUGCGAACUCUUCGUAAUGAUUAUGCUAAGUAUGCCCGUGAGGAUGAUGACUUAGAGACACUGGAAAGAGAUGUCAACGAAGAGUCAGGUUGGAAACUUGUCCAUGGUGAUGUUUUUCGAUCCCCACAGAAUUUAGCGCUGCUUUCAGCUGUCGUUGGCACUGGUGCUCAGCUUGCGGCCCUUGUUCUCCUUGUCAUUAUAUUGGCCAUUGUUGGAAUGCUGUACAUCGGGAGGGGUGCAAUUAUAACCACCUUUAUUGUAUGUUACGCUUUUACGUCAUUCAUUUCGGGUUAUGUGAGUGGUGGAAUGUACUCCCGCAGUGGUGGCAAAACAUGGAUAAAGUCAAUGGUUCUUACAGCAUCACUCUUUCCUUUCUUGUGCUUUGGAAUCGGGUUCAUCUUGAACACAGUUGCAAUAUUUUAUGGGUCUUUAGCUGCUAUUCCCUUUGGGACGAUUGUGGUUGUUUUUGUCAUUUGGGCAUUUAUUUCGUUCCCUCUUGCCCUUCUUGGCACUGUUAUUGGAAAAAAUUGGAAUGGCACUCCUAACAAUCCUUGCCGUGUGAAGACCAUCCCACGUCCUAUCCCUGAGAAGAAAUGGUAUCUCACACCAUCGAUUAUUUCACUUAUGGGAGGUCUUCUUCCCUUCGGAAGUAUUUUCAUUGAGAUGUAUUUUGUCUUCACUUCCUUCUGGAAUUACAAGGUUUACUAUGUAUACGGCUUUAUGCUUCUGGUUUUUAUUAUUUUGAUCAUCGUCACAGUGUGUGUAACAAUUGUGGGCACAUAUUUCUUGCUUAAUGCUGAGAACUACCAUUGGCAAUGGACAUCAUUUUUCUCCGCAGCAUCCACUGCUCUUUAUGUGUACCUUUACUCUAUAUACUACUAUCAUGUAAAGACCAAGAUGUCGGGGUUCUUCCAAACCAGCUUUUAUUUUGGAUACACGUUGAUGUUUUGCCUUGGGUUGGGAAUACUCUGUGGUGCAGUCGGGUACUUGGGCUCUAAUUUGUUUGUCCGGAGGAUCUACAAGAACAUUAAAUGCGACUAAACAUCUCCGUGAUCCACCAUUUGGCUUUUGUUUUGGGUAUUUGAUGCAGCAAAUAUGUUUUACUUGCAGCGACCAAGUCUCGUGUAUCACUUGGUAAAAUGCUCAAGAUUUUAGGAUUUAUAUGCUUUAGUGGUGGCGAAUGAACAUUGUAGAUUAUUAUUAUAUACCGAGAAUCAAGGAAAGCUCAAAGUUGGGAGGGAGUAAGAGUAAUUUUUAUUUUUUAAAUUUGAAUAGAUGCUGCAAAUCAUGUAGAGCUAUGUAUUAAGAUUUGGUGUCUGAAUAAUCAUCCUUUUGACUCUUUUUGUAAACCAAAGUUGUCCUUUACACCUCAUUUUGGACUCAAUUUUG
This is a messenger RNA of Cuscuta campestris, 2392 nucleotides long. The record is from the annotation of a GenBank genome assembly. Lineage: Eukaryota; Viridiplantae; Streptophyta; Magnoliopsida; Solanales; Convolvulaceae.